This is a messenger RNA of Danaus plexippus (monarch butterfly), 873 nucleotides long. RefSeq lists its product as uncharacterized. The record is from RefSeq and is a predicted model, not a curated record. The coding region runs from base 40 to 462 and encodes 140 amino acids. Lineage: Eukaryota; Metazoa; Arthropoda; Insecta; Lepidoptera; Nymphalidae. The transcript is spliced from 3 exons.
AAAACAGAUUGUUACGUUCAAUGAAAUUUUGUGUACAAAAUGUUUUUCGUCGAGAAGUUACUGUCGCAAGAUGCUAACUAUAAAUCUAUAGAGUUAUUGAAUUUUGUGCAGCUCUUGCUCAAGGAGUCGAGAAGUAAGCAGGCGCGGCUUCAUUCAUUGACCUCAAACUACGGCUGGCUUCAGUCAAGACCUGCAGAUGUGGAUGUGGACCUGGAAAAAUACAGAACAAUGCUUCUAAAGUUAUCUUCUGCGUCAUGUGCUGCUAUAGCAGUUCAGAUGGAUCGCCUGACAGAAGAAUGCCAGUCCGUUGACGACAUACUGAUGAUGUUCGAGAAUUUUAUCAACGAACAGACAAAUAUGGAGAUAAUUGAAAACAACAUAAAGAAAGAAAAAAAGAGGAAAAUAUAUCCUGAGUUAGUUUCGGAUAGUCGAAGAUCGUCUCUCUCUUUCAUUACAAACUAAUUUUUCCCCGCGACUUCGCUCCAGAAUUAGUAAUAUAUGUAUAAUUGACCGGGCGAACUCUAUCCCGCCCUAGAGGCCAUAAAUAACCAGAUAUUGGAAUUUAUUAAGUAUUUUUUAUCUUGUUCCAUCGAACAGAAUUAAAUAUCCUACAUCCGUCUCCUGGUAAGCUAUUUCCCCGCCAAUUUUCAACCAUAUCCCAACAGCCGUUCUUGAGAUAUAAAUAGUGUAACUAACACAGCUUUCUUUUACACACUACAUACGAAGCGUUUCACGUUUGACAUUCAAUAGCCUACGUUAAUACUAUCUGUGAAGAUUUAUGCGAGAAAAACUAUUGACUCAUCCUAUAUGAGCUAGUGGCAUCAAGAAAUACAUAGUUUUGCCGCUCUGUAAAGCAGACUAUUUCAAAACUGA